Stegastes partitus (bicolor damselfish) is the source of this 987-nucleotide messenger RNA. It is a transcript of the gene rpp21, whose product is annotated as ribonuclease P subunit p21. Gene Ontology annotation, cellular component: nucleolar ribonuclease P complex. Lineage: Eukaryota; Metazoa; Chordata; Actinopteri; Pomacentridae. The coding region runs from base 93 to 566 and encodes 157 amino acids. The record is from RefSeq and is a predicted model, not a curated record. The transcript is spliced from 5 exons. Gene Ontology annotation, biological process: tRNA processing.
AUUCUGGAGGUGUCACGUGGCGGAAGUCAUACGGAAGCUGCUGUAACAUCAGAACGAAGCUAAAAGUCUGUAUUUUCUGACAUUUAUGUAUAAUGGCAGUCCACUUAAAAGACAAAGAAGCUUACCAGAGACUAAAUUAUCUGUACCAGGCUGCACAUUGUGUUUUAUCUGAAAACCCGAACAACGUGGAGCUGGCUCGGUUCUACUGCUUCACACAGAGGACGAUUGCCAGACGUUUAGUUCUCAGACAAGACCCAUCAGUGAAGAGAACAUUAUGCAAGAAGUGCAGCACGUUGCUCAUCCCGGGUGUAACAGCUACAACGAGACAACGAAGAAAGAAGAACAAGACACGCUUCACUGUGGUGAGGUGUCUCAGCUGUGGCCAGAGUAAGACCUUGCUGAACAAUCCAGAUUACUGUUUAUGGGUGGACCGACCUGAGGCUCAGCUGGAGCAGCAAAAGCAGCCAGAUCCAGAAGCAUCUACUAAAAAUCAACCAAAAGACACAGAGCCUGAUAAGUCACAGUCUUCUAAACCCAGUGCUGCACGGAGUUCUGCCAGUACGUAACCGCAGCAGUUCCUCUCGCUUCACUUUGAAAUUUAAAAGGACUGAUUUCAUAUAUCCAUGGAUCAGACAUUAUUUAUAAUGCAAGCUUGUAUUGUGUUUGCGUCAUUGCUUUAGUGUUUGGCCCAUACUGCUGCCUGUAGCAGCCUCAUUGUUGAUGCUACCACCUGGUGGCCACUAUAUGGUGUCAUACACAUGUUGGAGAUCCCUUUUUUUUAUUCCAAUGGGAAAGACUUUAGACAUGGUUUCAUUGAAAACAAGAGACAAGAAAGGAUCUGUUAAAUAGAUUUUUGUCAUUAUUUUUCAUCCCAAAUAUGUAAAAUUUUCUACACAGUUCUAUUAAAUUGAAGUAAACAUCUUUUGGACAUUGAGCAUUGGUUAUCAAGUGUAGAUUUUUUGAAAUAAAGAUAAUCUUUCACUUCUU